AUGGCUCCCAGCUCCGACCGGCUCUUCGACUCCCUGGGACACUUCGGCAGAUUCCAAGCAUUCGUCUAUUUUGCAUCUGUCUUUCAAGCUAUGUCAUGCGGUAUCCACUAUUUAGCUUCUGUGUUCAUGGCUGUUACCCCUAACUUUGUAUGCAAUAUCCCUGGAAAUGUGAGUACUGUUCUCUCCUACAACUCCUCUGGAUCAAGCAUAGAGGAUAUCUGGACACUAUUGACAUCAACAGAAAAUUACAUUGUGGUCCAGCUGGAAGAUGGAGAAACUUGGGAACUUAAUCAAUGCAGCAGGUCCAAACGAGAAGUCAGUUCGGAUCUCACCUAUGAAUACAAAGGCAACAAGUCUGAAUUCUCUUGUUCUGAUGGAUUUCUCUAUGAUCACACAAAAUGGAAGAGCACUAUUGUUACAGAGUGGGAUUUGGUCUGUGACCGAGAAUGGCUUGCAAAAUUAAUCCAGCCUACAUUCAUGCUUGGAGUCUUGAUUGGAGCAGUGAUUUUUGGUGAUAUUGCUGACAGAAUGGGAAGACGGCGAGUUAUAUGGUUCACAAGUGCUGGUCAGUUUGUAUUUGGCAUUGCAGUGGCGUUCACAUUUGACUACUACAGUUUUGUGGUUGUGCGCUUUUUCCUUGCUAUGGUUUCAAGUGGCUAUCUGGUUGUGGCUUUUGUUUAUGUGACUGAAUUUGUUGGCACUAAAGCUCGAACCUGGGCUUCCAUGCAUGUCCAUGCUUUUUUUGCUAUGGGAGUUAUGGUUGUGGCACUCGUGGGAUUUUUGGUUCGGACCUGGUGGGUCUAUCAGAUGUUUCUCUCCAUAACAACUCUUCCCUUUGUCUUGUGCUGCUGGAUGCUCCCAGAAACACCUUUUUGGCUCUUGUCAGAGGAAAGAUACGAAGAUGCACAAAAAGUAAUUAAUAUAAUGGCAAGAUGGAACAAAGUAAGCACUCCUUGUAAAAUUGCUGAACUCUGCUCAGUCCAACAAGACGAUCUAGUCAGUGGCAGAAAAGGUGAUAAUGACGUAUCUUCAACGAAGAAGCACAACAUCCUAGAUCUGUUUUGUAAUUGGCACAUUGCAAGAAGGACCAUUACAGUCUGGCUGGUCUGGUUCACUGGGAGUUUAGGAUACUACGUAUUCUCCUUGAGUUCGGUCAAUCUAGGAGGCAAUGAGUAUUUAAAUCUGUUUCUCAUAGGUGCUGUGGAGUUACCUUCCUAUGUCAUUGCUUGCAUUGGGAUGGACAAACUGGGAAGGAGAAACACACUCAUUCCGUUCCUUUUAUCAAGUGCACUGAUUUGUGUUUUAAUUAUGUUCAUACCUCAGGAUUUCAAUAUAUUAAUUAUCUUAGCAAAUAUGGCUGGAAAAUUUUCAAUAGGUGUGGCAUUUGGCCUUAUUUAUCUCUACACGGCAGAACUGUAUCCAACAAUUGUAAGAUCACUUGCUGUUGGAAGCGGGAGCAUGAUGUGCCGUGUAGGAAGUGUGGUCGCUCCUUUCUGUGUAUAUCUGAGAAGUGUCUGGAUUUUCAUGCCACUUUUGCUUGUCGGAAUCAUGGCUCUUCUGAGUGGAAUAUUAACAAUAAUGCUUCCAGAAACUCUUGGAAAACCAUUGACUAAUACUUUGGUGGAAGCCACAGAAAUGGGAAGAAACAAGAAAAGCUGUUCAGGGAAGACUCUUCCAGAAAAGAUAGAGAUGUUUGGUCAAGAAACAGCCAGCACUGAGAAAUAA
Rhea pennata is the source of this 1725-nucleotide messenger RNA. It is a transcript of the gene SLC22A16, whose product is annotated as solute carrier family 22 member 16. Gene Ontology annotation, cellular component: membrane. Lineage: Eukaryota; Metazoa; Chordata; Aves; Rheiformes; Rheidae. Bases 1 to 1725 code for a protein of 574 amino acids. Gene Ontology annotation, biological process: transmembrane transport. The record is from RefSeq and is a predicted model, not a curated record. The transcript is spliced from 8 exons.